Molecule: messenger RNA, 949 nt
Organism: Amphimedon queenslandica
Lineage: Eukaryota; Metazoa; Porifera; Demospongiae; Haplosclerida; Niphatidae
Exons: 1
Coding region: 57-860 (267 amino acids)
Source: RefSeq, a predicted model, not a curated record
CCUGCAAACCUAGAUAAUGCAAACCACGAGAGUUUGUGGCCCAGCCGCCCAGCUACAUGGAAAUUAUGGCUGAUGCUGUCCCUCAGCUCGAUAUGUCUCCUCAUAUUUUCCUCUGGUGCCACCCAAGAUCACUUUCCAGUGUCUUUGAGCGUUCCAUCAGAGAGCUAAAAGGUGUCAAAGUGUUCUAUGAGGCUCACGUUAAUGUUUAUUAUCAAGGACAAUAUACAAAGCCUAUUCUCCCUAAAGAAGACCCACAAUUCACAUUUGAAGCAGUAGAUGAGAGCCUUACACAGCCAUAUGCUGAAUAUGAUGCUGUCUUUAUAAGAGACCAUGCAUACUUCCUUAAAGGGCGAUACAAGAAUUACACAAGUGGAGCCUUUUCUGCUUUCAAGCACACUUUCUUGAUACGAGACCCAUACAAGUCAUUCUCAUCAUUUAUUCGCCUCGGCAAAGAAGCUGAAAUUGACAUUGUUCCAGAAGAAUAUGGAGUGAGAGAGUUGUAUGAUAUGUACAAGACCGUAAAAGCAAGCGUUGAUCCUAAUCCAGUGGUUGUUGAUGCUGAUGAUCUCAUAAUGAACCCAAGGGGCAUCAUGAAGUCUUAUUGUAAUGCUACUGGACUAAAGUAUACAGAUGACAUGUUAACAUGGACUCCAGGGAUAGUUGAGGACUGGAAGAAAGCAAAUCCACAUUGCCACAAAUUUCAAGAGAAAGCCAUGAUGAGCUCUGGAUUUAUCAAGCCUGAAGAUGGUACUACCAGUCAGACUAUGAACAUUGAUGAUUUGUCUGAUGAUGUUAAGGAAAUAUUAGAAGAUUCAAUGACUUGCUAUCAAGAAAUGUACUCUGUUAGAAUAAAACUUUAAGUUUGCACAAAAAUAAUUAAUGUUAAAAUUGCGUGGGUGUUGGAUUGACUUUUGUGGGUGUGGUUUAUAUUAUUGUUUAUUUUUUAAAA